AAUAAAAAUAAGGAUAGGUGUGAGGUGGGGCGCAUCACUCAAUCCGGGAGAAGAGACUGAAGAGAGUGAAAGGAUGUCAUGAAAGGACACCAUCAAUUAUAGAAUUUAGCAGAGUUGCCUUUCACUGAAUAUCUAAUUCUCUCCAAUUUUAGAAAAGACAUGGUGUCUUUAAAGUUCUCUUUAGGGUUCAUCUCUCCAAAACCCGUUUGUCACAAUUCUUCUCCUCCGUUUCUGACAAUUGUGACAAACGUCAUGCACCUUUCUGUAAUUUAACUCACAUGUUUUAUUCCUGUUCAUUACUCCAUAGUUUUGAUUGAUACUCUCAGUUGUCAUUAAACCGUCUCCCCAUGUUGCCAUAUUUGGACUCCCAGUUGACUACAAACAGCUCACUUCUAACCAGUUGGAUAUUUUAGCAUUUACUUCCUUAUUGGCAAGACACCGACUUCUUUUUCAUAUGAAAUGAACUAAUCCACCCUCUAGCGAUAAGUGGCUUAAACGGUAUGAGUGAAAGUCGAGCACAGAUUGAACUUGUAUGAAUUUUCUUAAGAGCAUUCAUUGUUCCACCAGUCCUCUCCCAAACUUAGACCCAGUUCCAGCUCCCAAGCCGCCUUGACCUUGGUAAUGGGUGAAGAAUCAAAAGACAGAAUUUCAUUGUAAACUUUUGAGAUAUAUGACCUUUGAAGAGGAGCCCAGCUCAGAAACAUCUCCCACUGCAAGUCCGGCAGCCUGGAAGGAAAACCGGGAAACAAAACUUUGGCACGGUGCCUAAUUUGAAAGUACCGGAAUAGGUGAGAAGAAGGGAGAUGAAAUUCUUGUGAAAGGUCUGUGAAGCUGCGAUAGAUGCCUUCUUUGUAAAUAUAAUUAAACAUGUCAGCCCUUUAUUACCCCAUGAUGGAAAGGUUGAAUCUGUGAGUGCUGGUUAAAACAAGUGAUUCUUCAUUAAAAGUGUAGAUGCUGAGUUAAAUUUGAAGUGCCUCCUAAACUGUCACCAAGUCUUUAAUGCUAGAUUGUUUGUGAAGCCAGAGGGGUUGGAUGUAAUGGGGGAAGUGAGAAGAGCAAUUAGUGAGGAUAGGGAGUACGGUUGUCCCUCUAACUUGCAUGGACGAGGUUAUUUCCCAUUAAAAGCAGAAUAUUUUAAUAUUUAAAGCCUGCCUUGUGAUUUGUGAAAUCUUGUUUGAGUUGAAGGGCCACAUUGGUGCUUUCACAAAGCACUUUGGCAACCACACUCACUGUCUUGCACUUCCUCUGUCGUUGUUCAGUGGUACCAAUUUCAACAGUGAAAACCACGAGCACCAUAAAAAGCACGUUCACUCCAGAUAACGUAUCAGUUCUUCAAGUGACUCUUCAGGUCCCCCUACCACCUGCAGCUGAGCAGAGAGCCAUGCAUCCUGUUUACGCCAACGAAGCGCCCCCUGGACAGCCUGGGGGUCCCACAGGAGUUCAGCACACCGUAGUGAACGUCCCCACUGAGCCCACAAAAGAUUAUCUGGUCUGGUCGCUGUGCAGCUUCGUCUACGCAAAUUUUUGCUGUCUCGGAUUGGGGGCUCUCAUCCAUUCUGUCAGGGCCAGAGACCACAAGGCGCUUGGGGAUCAGGAUGGAGCCCAACGUCACGCCUCCUCCGCUCGCAUUUUCAACAUUGUGGCCGUGACCCUGACGUCUUUAGCGGUCUUUAUUUACAUUGUGGUGUUCAUUGCUGGGAUUGCACGAAGUUCACGCUAGGGAUCCUACAAUCUUGAUUAACCAACUUUCAUAUUGUAUGAGGAGGAUUUGAUCUGCACCAUGUCUUGGUUGUUGUUCUGCUUUUGCUCUGGUGCCAAAAUAAAACAGUUAAAGUCUGCUUAUGUCAAA
Messenger RNA from Xiphophorus maculatus (southern platyfish), 1849 nucleotides. RefSeq names its product interferon-induced transmembrane protein 1-like. NCBI's taxonomy places the organism in Eukaryota, Metazoa, Chordata, Actinopteri, Cyprinodontiformes, Poeciliidae. The coding region runs from base 1382 to 1720 and encodes 112 amino acids. The transcript has 2 exons. Gene Ontology annotation, cellular component: plasma membrane. The record is from RefSeq and is a predicted model, not a curated record.